This is a messenger RNA of Megalobrama amblycephala (Wuchang bream), 1663 nucleotides long. Its product is annotated as SLAM family member 9-like. Lineage: Eukaryota; Metazoa; Chordata; Actinopteri; Cypriniformes; Xenocyprididae. Bases 1 to 1065 code for a protein of 354 amino acids. The transcript has 4 exons. The record is from RefSeq and is a predicted model, not a curated record.
AUGUUCUGCUCUGGAGAUCUGAAGCUCUGGGCUGAACGCACCAGCGACUGUGUGUUUGUCCUGGAACCACAAACAUCUCUGAGGAGACCAAACAAUCAGAUGGUGUCUGUACAGUCAGUCACUCUAAACUCCAAUCUUACUGAAUUAAUGGAUGAUGAUGAGAUUCAGUGGAGGUUUGGAAACACUUUAAUAGCUGAAAUCAAUGUAACGGCUGACAGAAUCACUGUAUAUGAUGAUGUUCUUGAUGGGAGAUUCAGAGACAGACUGAAGCUGGACAAACAAACUGGAUCUCUGACCAUCACAGACACCAGAACUGAAGUUUCUGAAUAUUACUCAGUACUGAUUCAGGGAGCAAAACCAUCACUAAAAUUAUACAGUGUUUCUGUCUAUGUAAAAGUUUUUUUUACUUGUUGUGUUUGUUCUUCAUGUGUGUUUGCUGAUUCAGAUGAAGUGAAGUCAGUGUCAGUGAUGGAGGGAGAUUCAGUCACUCUAAACACUGGUCUUACUAAAAUGCAGACAGAUGAUCUGAUAUUGUGGACGUUUGGAACUGACAGGUCUUUCAUGGCUAGAAUCACCAAAUCAACAGGAUCCAAAAGGGUACUUCAUGAUCCUGAUGGGGAAUUAAAAGACAGACUAGAGGUGGAUCAUCAGACUGGAUCUCUGACCAUCACAAACAUCAGAACCACAGACUCUGGACUUUAUGAACUGACCAUCAAGAGCAACACCUCAGAGACUAAAAAAAGAUUCAGUGUUACUGUCUAUGCUCAUCUGCCUUUUCCUGUCAUCAGCAGAGACUGUUCUUCAUCAACAUCAUCAUCAUCAUGUUCAUUGGUGUGUUCAGCUGUGAAUGUGAGUCGUGUGACUCUCUCCUGGUACAAAGGAAACAGGUUAUUGUCCAGCAUCAGUGCAUCUGAUCUCAGCAUUAGUCUCUCUCUUCCUCUGGAGGUGGAAUAUCAGGAUAACAACACCUACAGCUGUGGGCUGAACAAUCCUAUCAGCAACCAUGUGAAAUACCUGGACAUCAUUGAGCUCUGUCAACCUUGUCCAGGUUCGUCAACACACUGACAUUCAUCACUGAGCUGAUCUCUGUAUUUUGUUGUAGUUCAGACUGACAUAUUCACUCACACUAAUGACAGUCUGUCUUUAGCUGUUACAGACCCACAGACUCCAUUACAUCCCACUUUAUAUCUUACUGCACUUCCUCCUUCACGUCCUCCAGUCUCAGCAUCUCUGAAAAUGGUGCUGUUUUCUGCUGCUGCCGCUGGAUCUCUGCUGAUUGUAGCUGUAAUUUGGAUGCUUUGUAUCUGCAGGAAACGCAGAGACGCAGGUCAAGUCAAUCUACAGCUCUCACGUCUGUAAAAACAAUGUGUAAGUGUCAUGUACAGUUCAAAGUAACUCCAUAGCAAAUUGCAAAGGUAUAUUAGAGUUUAAAAUGUGUAUGAUUGCAUACUGCAUACUACAACUCAUUGCACAUAUUUGGCAGUGUGCUGUAUAUUAUUGUUCGAACAUGUUUUGUGGUUUCAAUAGUCAGUCAUGUGGCUUGGUUUUAUUUAUGGUCACUGUUAUUAAAGUUGCUCUUGUGUUCUAAAAUUUCAUAAUAAAAGUCCUUAAACAAUUUCUCUCCAUUUCACACAACCACAAAACAGUCAUUCAACGACUCAUA